UUUAUGCGGGAGAAACUACCCUUUGACUUCUUAGAGAAUAUCGUUCAGUCUCCCUUGCGUUCUCUUAACGACAUGGAUAUCUUCAAGAAUCGUUUCUAUAAAAUUAAUUAUCGUCUCUUAUGCUUCCUUGGUUUGUGGCCAUAUGAAAAAUCUCGUUUAAUCCGUGUUUGCCUGAUGAAUAUACCGAUGCUAUCGUUCAACUUAACACAAAUUCUUAAACUCUAUACUUCUCAAGGAAACUUUGAUAUCAUGAAAGAAGUUAUACCAGUUUGGAUUGUAUCGUCAAUUGUCAUUAUUAAGUAUUAUCUAUUUGAUUUCAGUGUACUCGAUAUUAAAUUGCUUAUGGAUAAUAUGAUAAUGGAUUGGAAUAUGUGGAAGUCCAAGGAAGAGAUUGACAUUAUGAAGAAGUUUGCCCAUUCCGCAAAAAUGUAUACUUUAGGAUACGCAAGUAAGAUUAUAUUUCUUUUUCUAGUAUACAUAUAUAGUUUCAUGUCAUUAUUUCUAUUGGUAACAUUCAUACCACCCUUGAUGGAUGUGAUCAUACCUUUAAACGAGAGUCGUCAUAUGAAAUUACCUACUCCCGCCGAAUACUUCCUUGACGAAGAAAAACAUUUCUAUUUGAUCUAUUGUCAUAUGACCAUUUCAAUAAUAAUCAAUAUAACAACUUUCAUUGCCACUGAUACUCAACUAAUGGUCUUCUGUUGUCACGUUAGUGGUGUAUUUUCCGUAGUAGGUUUUCGUUUGGAAAACUUCCUGAAGGACAACAUGAUUCAGGAUGGAUUAUCUGAUUUUCAAAAAAAAGAAUGUUACAACCAUGUUUCUCUUUCAAUCGAAGGACAUAAGAGAGCUUUAGAGUUCGUCAAACGUAUGGAAUCUUUGUUUUCGUAUUCUUUGCUGAUACAAUGUGGUUUGAACGUUCUUUGUAUGAGCUUCUGUCUUUAUCAAAUAAAUAUAUUGUAUGAUCAAUCAUCAGAAGCAAUUAAAUAUAUUGCAUUAGUAGUUGGCGAGUUACUCCAUUUACUAUUUGCCAGUUUGGCCGGACAAAAUGUAAUAGAUUCCAGCAGCGAAGUUUAUUUUAAAGCUUAUAGCGGCCUCUGGUAUGAAGCACCUAUAGAAGUACGAAAAUUAUUGAUAGUGAUUAUGAAAAGGAGUCUUGAACCUGCUCGUGUGUCAGCCGGAAAAAUAUAUAUCUACUGUCUGGAUGGUUUUUCAACUGUACUUAAACUGUGUACUUCUGAAGGAAAUUUCGAUAUUAUGAAAGAAGUUAUACCUGUUUGGGUUACAUCAUUAAAUGUCGUCAUUAAAUAUUAUACUUUUGAUCUCAGUAUACUUGAUAUUAAAUUGCUUAUGGAUAAUAUGAUGAUGGAUUGGAGUAUGUUGAAGUCCAAGGAAGAGAUUGAGAUUAUGAAGAAGUUCGCUCGUUUGGGAAGAUUGUAUACUUUAGGAUAUACAAUAUACAUAUACAUUUUCAUGUCAUUAUUUCUAUUGGUGACAUUUAUACCACCCUUAAUGGAUAUAAUUAUACCUUUAAACGAGAGUCGUCAUAUGGAAUUACCUGUUCUCGGCGAGUACUUCCUUGACGAAGAGAAACAUUUUUAUUUGAUUUAUUGUCACAUGGCUGUUACAAUAACAAUUAGUAUAACAAUUUUAAUUGCAACUGAUACUCAACUAAUGGUCUUUUGUUGUCAUGUUAGUGGUGCAUUUGCGGUCGUAGGGUUUCGUUUGGAACACUUUUUGAGAAAUGACAUAACUCUGGACGAAUUGUCUGAACUGCAAAGAAGGGAAUGUUACAAACACGUUUCACUAUCUAUUAAUGGACACAAAAGAGCUUUAGAAUUCGUCAAACGCAUGGAAUCUUUGUUUUCGUAUUCUUUGCUAAUGCAAUGUGGUUUGAACAUUGUUUGUAUGAGUAUUUGUCUGUAUCAAAUAAUAAAGUUGUAUGACAACUCGGUAGAAACAAUUAAAUUCAUUGCAUUUUUCAUUGGCGAGUUAAUCCAUUUAUUUGUUACCAGUUUAUCAGGACAAACUAUAAUAGAUCACAGUAGUGACGUUUAUUUUAAAGCUUAUAGUGGCCUUUGGUACGAGGCACCUAUAGAAGUACGUAAAUUAUUGAUAUUGAUAAUGAGGAGAAGCCUUGAACCUUCUCGAUUAACCGCUGGAGACAUAUUUAUCUACUGUCUGGAUGGUUUUGCAACGCCUUUUCAGGGAAAUUACUGGAUAUCUAAGCAAUCAGCGAUACGUCUGAACGCCUAUCAUUCGACUACCAAAGAAUCAAGUAUGUACAUUAUAUAUAUCAAAUGAUUGAUUUUUGUUAAUUAUUAAAAUU
This is a messenger RNA of Vespula vulgaris, 2326 nucleotides long. RefSeq lists its product as uncharacterized. NCBI's taxonomy places the organism in Eukaryota, Metazoa, Arthropoda, Insecta, Hymenoptera, Vespidae. Bases 4 to 2301 code for a protein of 765 amino acids. The record is from RefSeq and is a predicted model, not a curated record. Gene Ontology annotation, molecular function: olfactory receptor activity; odorant binding. The transcript has 16 exons. Gene Ontology annotation, biological process: sensory perception of smell; detection of chemical stimulus involved in sensory perception of smell. Gene Ontology annotation, cellular component: plasma membrane.